Molecule: messenger RNA, 1629 nt
Organism: Manduca sexta (tobacco hornworm)
Lineage: Eukaryota; Metazoa; Arthropoda; Insecta; Lepidoptera; Sphingidae
Product: 3-ketoacyl-CoA thiolase, mitochondrial-like
Exons: 8
Coding region: 45-1307 (420 amino acids)
Biological process (GO): fatty acid beta-oxidation
Molecular function (GO): acetyl-CoA C-acetyltransferase activity
Source: RefSeq, a predicted model, not a curated record
AGAGCAAGCAAUAAAUUCCAAACAAUUUAAAUAUAACACAGAUAAUGAUAUCUCGAGUAGUUCGCGUCAACAGUUUUAGUAGGAAACACGUUUAUUUUUUAUCAGAAUCGGACUUUGGCGCCAUGGCUUUAUCGUCCAAAGGUGUAUAUAUAGUGGGGGCGAAACGGACACCUUUCUGCAGCUAUGGAGGCCAGUUUCGGGAGUGGCAAGCAUGCCAUGCUUUCGUAGCGGCUGCCAAAGACGCGAUGAGCUCGGCCAACGUCGAUCCUGGCUCAGUAGACCAGACUGUUGUUGGGAAUGUCAAUUAUCUAAGUCAAUGCGAUGGCGGUAAGACUCCAAGGUAUUGUGGAAUAUACUCUGGGAUCCCAAUAGACAGACCCGCGUUGGGUGUUAAUAAAGCAUGCGGUACAGGAUUGCAGGCGAUCAUUACUGCUGCUGUGGAUAUGUUAAUAGGCACAUCAAAUCUAUGCUUAGUAGGAGGAACAGAGAUCAUGUCUUCGCUACCUCUUCUAGUCAGAGAUGUACGUUUUGGAACAACCUUCACUACCCCUUACAAACUGGAAGACCAGAUGCGGUCGACUCCUGACAGUUUCACCGGCAUGACGAUGCAGAAGUUGGCUAAAGAGACGACGAAAAAGAAUAGCAUUGCAAGGGAAGAGAUAUAUAAGUAUAAUGCGGAAAGUAUUUUAAGGUGGACACGAGCACAAAAAUCUGGUAUAUUUUCAAAAGAAAUAACCAAAGUAAAUUUAAAUAUUAAUAAAAAGGAUGUAGUCGUCGACGAAGACCAACCAGCACGAGCGGACAUUUCAGCAGAAGAACGAGACAACAUUAUAGCAUUAGAUAACGAAGAAAUAUCGGAUAACUCCUCAUCCCCUGCAGACGGCGCAGUGGCAUUGGUACUGGCGAGUGAAGAAGCAAUAAAACGACACAGUCUCCAGCCCUUGGCCAGGGUGGCAGGCUGGGCUUGCACCGGCAGCGACCCUAGUGACAUCGCUGCAGGAACCGUAACAGCUAUUCAGAAACUCCUAGGGUCGUGUAAACUGUCUGCUGAUGAUGUAGACUUGUACGAGAUAAACGAAACGUUUGCGGCACAAGUACUUGUAGUGGCCAAGCAGUUGAAGCUAGACCUGAGGAAAGUGAAUGUGAACGGAGGAGCUCUAGCAGUGGGAAACCCAGUGGCGGCUACUGGGGCGAGAAUGGCCACACAUCUAUGUUAUGAACUUGGACGCCGUAACCUGAAAAGGGGCCUCGCUGCAUCGCAGUGUGGACUCGGUCAAGGAAUAGCGGUUACGUUCGAACGACUGUAAUGAAUACUGUUUAUAUAGAUACAGCAGUAAUGCUGUCGCGCGUUUGUAUCGCAUCCAACUUUGUUAUUCGUAUUUUCAACGCACGACAGCAGCAUUUUAUUGAAUGCGUAUUUCCAAUGCGUGUAAAAUAUGCAUUCAAUAAGCCUUUACUUAUGUAACUUGUUUGAAUUUGUAUUUCGUAAAGUUUUCCUGAAUAUGAAACACUAUUUUUGAAGAAUACUAACAUUUAAUUACUGUACAAUAAACGUCUAUAACUAGGUAUAUAUUAUAUAAACGUAUAAAAAUGAAAUGAUCAUAAAUAAAUACUUAUUGUUGUUGUUGC